AGGGUUGGCCUGUCUCAGUGGGACUGAUUCGCCAAGGCGAAAACUUUUUCUGGGCAGAUAUCAGGAAUAAUAAUGACAUGUUUUAAAGGACGGCGCCACAUCUCCCCGCUCAGGGCAGAGAGGAGUGAGAGAGAGAAAAAAAAGGUUGGAGGUGAUGGCAGGCUGCCAGCUGACGUCAAUGGCAGCCGCGAUGUGGUUAUAAAUAUAAGAACUGGCGAGAGCUUCCAGCAGCUUUAAACUUCAGCCACAGACAAGACAACAGAGUCUGAGCUCAGCUAAAAGCACAUAAGAGAUUGCAAAACGCUUUUCAGGACAGUGCCUCUGAGACGAGAGAGUUAGGUGGCCUGAUCGACAGGACCUGAGCUGAGAGCCCUCACACCGUGCCCCCACCCCCCCUCCUCCUCCUCCUGCUGCUGCAAGACUCCCCGGUUUUAAUUUCGCGAAGGGUCGGCAACCCCUUCCUUCCAACUUGUUGCAACCACGGCUUUCAUGCAAAGUCUGACCAGCUGGGACUCGCGUUGCGACUCGCCAUGUUUCCAGACGGCUCCGACCUACAUUAAUUUGAUGGAAGUGGCCAACUUCUACGAGCCGGACUGUUCCCUGAACAAGUUGCACCGCGACCGUUCAAUGACAGACCUGGGCAUCGGUGACAACGAGAGUGCCAUCGACUUCAGCGCGUACAUCGACCCGGCGAGCGCCUCGGCAGCAGGGGGCAACUUUGAGCUCGGCGGCGGCGGCGGCGGCGGCGGGGGGGACCUGCUGACGGAUAUUAUGCUCUCGGACGAGUACAAGAAGAAGUCGCUGCCCGACUACAACGCCUACUUGUCGAUGAUGCGCAGCUCCUCGGCCGGCGCCAGGCACCAGGGCAACAUCCUGAGCUGCACCCCGCAGUUCCUGGAGACUCGGCUGGAGCCGGUGUUCGAGCAGAGCCCGGACGGGAAAGGGGUGAAGCAGGAGAGCCGGGAGGAAGAGGCGGCUGCUGCUGCUGCUGCUGCUGGCGGAGGCGGGAUGUCAGUGCAGGCAGCAGUAGCAGCCGCAGCCGCAGCCGCCGCCGCCUCCUCUCCCUCCUCCUACGUGAGGCCGCUGCUGCAGUACCAGUGCGUGGCCAGCGGCAGCAACAGCAACCUGUCCACCUCGUCCCUGUCCUCGUCCGCCACCCCGCCGGCCACCCCCAACUCGGCCGGCGACUCCGCGCGGGCCACCGCCUCCAGGAGCAACAAGAGCAAGAAGCUGGUGGACAAGCACAGCGACGAGUACCGCCUGAGGAGGGAGAGGAACAACAUCGCGGUGCGCAAGAGCAGGGACAAGGCCAAGCUCAGGAAUGUAGAGACUCAACACAAAGUGCUGGAACUGACCGCCGAGAACGAGCGGCUCCAGAAGCGAGUGGAGCAGCUCAGCCGGGAGCUGGCAACUCUGAGAAACUUGUUCAAACAGCUCCCAGAGCACACCCUGCUCAGUGCGUCCAGCAACUGCUGACAUUGACUGACUGCUCAGCUCCCCAAUAUUUAUAGAUUCUUAUUAUUUUUCUUUCUCUAUCUCCUUUUAUAUAUAUAUAUAUAUAUAUACACACAACGGAUACUGUGACUUUUGCAAAAAAGGAGUUGAUCAAAGGACUCUUUGUAUAUAGAGGAUUCUCUGUGUUUACAACACAUUGCAGUAAGCGAGGUUGUAUAUCGUUUAGAUGACCGUAACCCGUCCUUUUUUUAAAAAAAAACGGCAGGGAGAGGGGUGAAUGAUGUUUCUUGAAACCAGCACUGCGGGGUUUUAUAUAGAAAUGUAUACAAAAUGAUGCUGUGCUUUAACUGUGACUUUGCUCAGUCGAAACACAUGACGCAACAGCGUGUAACUUGCCAAGUGUGAGAUUCAUUCGUAAUUGUCAGAUGACAGCAGUUUCUUAUUACAAAUAUUUCGGGGCUUUUCUCCCAAUCCCCUCCCCUCCAAAAAUAUUCUAUUUCUUUACUUUUCUUUGUUGGGGGAGGGGGCGUUUCUGCUCCUAUUCACACGCGUUACAAUAUUAAUGUA
Molecule: messenger RNA, 2022 nt
Organism: Chiloscyllium plagiosum (whitespotted bambooshark)
Lineage: Eukaryota; Metazoa; Chordata; Chondrichthyes; Orectolobiformes; Hemiscylliidae
Gene: cebpb
Product: CCAAT enhancer binding protein beta
Biological process (GO): regulation of transcription by RNA polymerase II; DNA-templated transcription
Molecular function (GO): DNA-binding transcription factor activity, RNA polymerase II-specific; RNA polymerase II cis-regulatory region sequence-specific DNA binding
Source: RefSeq, a predicted model, not a curated record